This is a messenger RNA of Protopterus annectens (West African lungfish), 5685 nucleotides long. It is a transcript of the gene GPR173, whose product is annotated as G protein-coupled receptor 173. Gene Ontology annotation, cellular component: plasma membrane. Bases 948 to 2066 code for a protein of 372 amino acids. The transcript has 4 exons. Gene Ontology annotation, biological process: G protein-coupled receptor signaling pathway. The record is from RefSeq and is a predicted model, not a curated record. NCBI's taxonomy places the organism in Eukaryota, Metazoa, Chordata, Ceratodontiformes, Protopteridae. Gene Ontology annotation, molecular function: G protein-coupled receptor activity.
UCAGCCGUGGGAAUCUAGCCACGACCAAAAUGGCAUACGAUGUCUUGAUUAUAAAGGAUCCAGAUUGACUUAUUUUUUUAAUUUGUUUUUGUGUUGGGUUUUUCCUUCCUUUUCUUUUUUUAUUCUUUUUUAUGGCACUGGUAGACAUAAGAAGGAUAUACUGUUGCUAGCAAUUCAUGGCUGAAUCCAUGGUGGAAAUCGGGAUUGUUCCCCCAUUUCCUCCGGACUGGAAUGCAUUAUGUCUUUUGAGGACACAUGAAGAAAAAAAAGAGACAGCAAUGGGAGACGCAAAUAAUUAAAUGAUUCAAAUUCCUUACAUUUGAUUCCUGUAUACCACUCUUUUUUUUCCUUUCUUGCCUGGAAAAAUUAAGAGACUGGCAAGGUAUCCAAGGCAACCAGGGUGUUUUUUGUUCAUUAUGUUGCAAAUUUUCCCUUGAGAUGGCUUGGAGAGAAUUAUUUUUUUCUUUGCUAAACAAGACAAAAGGCAAAUAAUGCAGAAAAAAUAGAAAGAAACAGAGGCUUUUUUUCUGAAGUCAUCUGAUUUUGAGGAAUGAAACUAGACAUCCGUCAUUUUUGGGGGAUGCAUGAUCCUACCACGCAUCAUGGAUUAUAUGAUUAUUCAGCAUAUGUCUGUGGUCAUUAGUCUUUAUUGGAGCAUAGUCUGGGUCAUCCUUCAUGGCAUUGGUUUGGGCUUCAUCAUACAUCCUUCUUGAGGUCAUGUAUCCUUCUUGUGCUUGCUUGCAAAUCCUCCUGUUGUGUUCUGCCUGCACUUCAGAAGGGUAUUCUAGAAGCGAUCCAUUAUCUCUGACAUUGGCUAUAUCCUUACUCCAUGACUCCAAAGCAUGGAGCUUGCAUCCUUAAGAGGUUCCUCUAAGGCAAUGCACAAAAUGGAGCAGGAGAAACCUAGAAGAUAGUGCUGAUACAUGAAGACCAGUUAGACCCAAACAAUGGCCAACUCUAGUGAUACGGAUGAUUCCACAAACCUGUUGUCCAACUCUGGAGCUAUCUCUACUUAUAUCAAGUUGGUUUUGCUGGGGCUAAUUAUCUGCAUCAGCCUGGCUGGCAACUUGCUGCUGUCUCUGCUAGUUUUAAAGGACAGAACUUUGCACAAAGCCCCAUAUUACUUCCUUCUAGACCUCUGCCUAGCAGAUAUCAUCCGUUCUGCUGUUUGCUUUCCUUUUGUGCUGGUCUCCAUCAAGAAUGGCUCUGCCUGGACCUACAGCAUGCUCAGCUGCAAGAUCAUUGCAUUCAUGGCUGUCCUGUUCUGUUUCCAUGCUGCAUUUAUGCUGUUCUGUAUCAGUGUUACCCGUUACAUGGCAAUUGCACAUCACCGCUUCUACUCCAAAAGGAUGACAUUUUGGACAUGUAUUGCAAUUAUUUGCAUGGUGUGGACAUUGUCAGUCGCUAUGGCAUUUCCACCAGUUUUUGAUGUAGGCACUUACAAGUUUAUACGAGAGGAGGACCAAUGCAUUUUUGAACAUCGAUAUUUCAAGGCCAAUGAUACACUGGGCUUUAUGCUUAUGCUGGCUGUCCUGAUAGUUGCAACCCAUAUUGUGUAUAUCAAGUUGAUCUUAUUUGAGUAUAAACACCGUAAGAUGAAGCCUGUUCAGAUGGUGCCAGCCAUCAGUCAAAACUGGACAUUCCAUGGGCCAGGGGCCACUGGCCAGGCUGCUGCUAACUGGAUAGCUGGGUUUGGGAGGGGACCCAUGCCACCUACUUUAUUGGGUAUUAGGCAGAAUACCCACACUCAGAACAGGAGGCUGUUGGGCAUGGAUGAAUUUAAGGCAGAAAAAAGACUGGGACGCAUGUUCUACAUCAUCACUCUUUUCUUUCUAGUCCUUUGGUCGCCUUACAUUGUGGCCUGCUAUUGGCGAGUCUUUGUUAAAGCUUGCACCAUACCUCACCGCUACUUGUCCACAGCUGUGUGGAUGAGUUUUGCUCAGGCUGGAGUCAACCCCAUUAUUUGUUUCCUGCUGAACAAGGACCUGAAAAAGUGCUUAAGCACUCACAUUCCAUGCUGUAGGACUACUCCCGAAUUACCUCGCGAGCCCUACUGUGUCAUGUAAAAUAGAGGGAGGGGGAGGGGAUGAAUGGCUGCAGAGGGGUAAAGACACUACAAAAAUGGUAUCACACAGUGAUAUAAAGCCUUCCGUGAUGAAACUGGAUUUUAUUAGUGUGUGUUUCUGUUUUCCAGAAAAAUGUUCUUCUCCCCCUGCAUAAAACAGUUUUAUUUAAUUUUUGUCUGUUUUUCUGUUUCGCUUUGUAGAUUGUAGAUACUCUGAUAUUUAUUUCUAAUUUCUCUUUUACAUCAGAAAAAGGUAAAAGUUGUUAAGUAGCAUGCUGGAAUAUUUUGCUUGAAAGGUAAUGUGAUCAGGAAUUUCUUAAAUAUGUCUGACAUCUGAUGAAAUUAUUUUAUUUUGAUGCAUAAGUAUUUUUUAACCAAGAUUUUGGGCCAAAGACUGAAACUAGAGUCAUACAGCUUUGAUGAGAGCAAAAGUGGUAGCCCAUUGUUUUUCUGACGCCUUAACCAGACUUUAUCUCAACAAAUUAACUUAAAAUUGGAGCAAGAGGGUUGCUGUAAAAGAAUGGCCAUUUAGAAGUACCUGAUAACUUUAUACAGAAAGGCAAGCAUAGGUGUGAUUAUUCCUGGUUUCCACUGGACUGAAUAAACAUGAAACAAUGGCAGAACUAAAGAACUGCAGCAGAAGAUGCCACAAUUCAGAGUGAAAACUGGAUCUCAAAAUAUUUGACUGCUUUAGAAAUGUUCCUCUUCAGGAGUUUUAAAUAUCUUCAAGAGUAAAGAUGGGAAUAAUUUCUUAUACUUGCAAAAUGUAUGUUAAUCAGACUGAAGGAAAUUCAGAGUUAGGGUAACACCAACUCAAAUGAAAGCCACCAAUGUUUUGCCCUUGAAAUAUGCCAAAAGGUAAUGGCACUGCAGUUGUGCAGAUGUAUGUGUCUGUCCAUUUACCAAAUCCAUUUUUUGCCAUUUUGAACUCUUCCUUCCUUCAAGAUACUAUUUAGACCUGAAGCCUAUUUAUUGCUAGGCUAUAACAAGUACAGAAGGUACAGGCCAUUUUAUAUCUGUUUUGCUUUAAAAAAUGCAUAAUGCAUUUUGAAGUCCUGUUGUCCUUUUGUCUCUAUGUUUUAUAGAACUAGUGGAUAGGUUUUGCAUUUACUUAUGACAUGGUAAUGUAAGGUACACCAAAAGUAGUAAUGCAGAGCACUUCAGGAGUAUGUCUGCAAUGCAGCCAUUUAUUGUUUUCCUUAUUAUUCGGCAGCAGCUCAUUUUAUGUUUUAGAUCACUUUCUGACUGUUUUUGCAUGGUAUAAAACACAUAACAGAGGAUUAACCAACUACCUUUGAAAUAACACCUCUGCCACUUCUUAGAUUUUGAUAGGGUACAAAAUGAAAUGCUACCAUCUGCGGCUUCUCAUAAUGAAAUAUAUGGGGCAUGCUAUCAGUAUUGUCUGAGAAACACGUCAGUCCCAAUAUCAGACUUAUUAGCCAUGACAUAAUGUGGCCAAAAAAUCUUCCUGACAAGCUAAAUCAGAAACCCAGAAAACACUCUAUUUAAAACGUAUUCUUUCAUAUGUAAAUUUUUUCCUCCCUUGCAGCUGACCAUCAACUGCCCCCAGCUCCUUUUUCAUUUACUGGAUCUACAGAACCCACCUUUGCCUCCCCGUGGCUUAACUGUAGUCUGGGGCCAGGGAUGUUGAUGGACAGUUGUGCUGCAUGUUGGAGAGUGUGCCCUAACUCCUGUUCUCUCACAGCAACCUUGGCAGCUCUGUGAUUGCUGCCAUUGGGAGGUACAUGCAUGUUUCCACACAUGCUCAAACUGAGCAGUUCAUCACCCGUGCAACAUGGAGCUGACUGGGUCUAUAUGCUACACAUUGCAGCAAGCCUUUUGGCUGCCUCCCUUCCGUAAGGAUGAGUGAGCCAACAUCAGCAGCUAACUCCCAACCUUCUCCUGUAGCCCCUCUCACACCCCUUCCAAUGUUUGAACACAGGUUAUUUGGGGUGCAGAAAAGGCUUUGUCCUUUUGUGCCAUGAGGCCACAUUCAUAACCAACUUUCUUACUGGUAUUGAUGAAAACAGAGGUAAAAUUUGCAUAGUGUUGACAUCAAGUGGGGUACAAUAAGCAUGGUAGUCAGACACUGAUAUAAAAUCCACUACAACAAUUAUUGAUAUAUUGUUGCUAUAAAACCUAGUCUUAUCAAGGAAAAUUCACUGCAAAUUCCAUUGCAUUCAUUAAUUAUGUGACCUUGUGGUUAGUAUUGUCAGGUCAAAAAGUAUGCACGUCUUCUGAAAGUGGAAUAUUCUGUCACAGCUGGGAUAUAAUGGAAACCAUAGCACUGCAUUGCCAAAAGUAUCUUUGGCACUCAUUGGUCACUAAUAUUAAUGAAUUUUCCUUAGCCUGCAUUAUUCAUCACACAUAUUACCUUUGUGUUGAGGUUAAAGAAAGAAUUCUUCAUUAUAACUCUAAAUGUUCACCAAAACUGUCACAGCUGUCUGUUUGCAUAGUAGUCACUUGAUCAGGAGAAUUUGCAGGCAGUGUCUGAUGAAGUAAAGAUGUGUUCAAAGAGCUUUAGUAAAAGAACAGCAUUAGAAGUGUCUUGCAAAACCAGCAUUUGGUGUUACCUGACCUGUUUAAGUUUGGCUUAAGAGGUAGACUAAGGUUUCAGCAUUUUAAACAGUGAACUCCAUUGAAAGAAGCAAUUAGUUCUGAAUGACAUUCAGCUUAAUGUAUACAUAUCUGAUCUGCUAUGUUUUCCUUCUGUCUGUUUUACAAUUGUCUAAGUGAUUCUAGAAGGAGCAGUCACUUUACAUUCACGGUCAUGUUUCAUUUGUAUUUUUUCUAUGCCAUUGGCAUCACCUCAGUUUCCUUGCACUGCAGAUAACUGUUUUACAUCAGCAUCUUGUUACCUUUCUGUUGAAUUGCACGUGACAUUUUAGCAGUGUAACUGCUGUUGUCAUCUUGUGCCAAUAUCCUUCUACCUCGGCCAUAUCAACCACUCACUGGUAAAAAUUACUUCUUGCUCUCUGCACUACCACACUGCUCCAAUUGUAGCAACUGUCUUUACUUACAGCACAAUGAGCUUAUUUAUUUCUGUCGUGCCAUAACUACUUCAUUUUUUUAAGACUGGCUCAUACUGGGUCUUAUCUCCCCAAUGUCAUCCACUGUCAUGUAUUGCAUUGUAUUUCCAUUGUUACUGUUUUGAAAGUUCCUUUUUUAUGGAUGCAUCAUGUGGACUCAACUGCCAUUUUGCCAUGUUAAUAUCUGUGUUCUACCAGUUCCAUUGCCAGUUUUUGUUUUAUGUUUAUAUUGUGUCAGUUUCAUUGCCUGUAAACUUGUCACAAGUGUCAUGUCAUUUGCAUUGCCUUUUGUCCUCUUUGCCCAGUUGCAUUCAUACAUCUCUGUCUUGUCCGUUCAACUUCUAAUUGUUAUUUUAUAUCUGUGCCAUAUUGAAUUUAUUGCUUACUUAUUGGUUCUCACUAAAUCUUAUCAGAUUGAGUUCAUGACUGGAUUAUGGCAACUCCACAGAAAAGUACUUUAUUAAAUGUACAUCAGAUGCUGUAUUUCUGAAUGCUAUGUUAUCUGUCCCCAUCACUCUGUCGACGUAAUGUUGCCUGUAGUGCCAUUUGCAGGAUGUGAUUGCAAAAUAUGAAUUUCAUAUUCAAGUGUCA